CAGCUCAGCUCUCUCUUUCCCUCCCUCUCUCUAUAUACCCGCCGGAUUCCGGCGACAUGUUCGCCGGCGAAAAAUUCCGGGCCAGUUCUCUUCUAAUUCAGCGCUCGAGAUCUGGUGACAGUUCCGUCGGAAACAGAAAUUUUAUCGGGGAAUCUCGAUCGGACCAUUCCUCUUUGUCGUGCAUAAACAAGAGGUUUCAUAAGUUAAUCAAGACCGGGUAUCUAUAUGGGUUGAGGAAACACUUGGGGAUCACUGAGCACUGGGUAUACUUGGUUUGUGAUCCAAGGGGGUGGGAGGCAUUCGACCCCACGAGACAAAAAUGGAUGGCACUUCCAAAGAUACCUUGCGACGAGUGUUUCAACCAUGCUGACAAAGAAUCAUUGGCAGUUGGCAAUGAGCUGCUGGUUUUCGGUCGUGAGUUGUUCGACUUUGCAAUUUGGAAGUAUAGCUCGGUCAGCCGCAUCUGGACCAAGUGCGAUGGAAUGAACCGGCCACGUUGUCUGUUCGGGUCAGGAAGCUUCGGUUCGCUUGCUGUUGUUGCAGGUGGCAGUGACAAGAACGGCAAGAUCUUGCAAUCCGCUGAGCUGUAUGACUCCUCGACAGGCAAAUGGGAGAUGCUCCCCAACAUGCACUCGCCACGUAGGCUCUGCUCGGGUUUUUUUAUGGACGGCAAGUUCUAUGUGAUCGGAGGGAUGUCGGGUCCCACAGCAUCGUUGACCUGUGGGGAGGAGUAUGACCUAGAGACCAGAAAAUGGAGGAAGAUCGAAGGGAUGUAUCCUAAUGUCAAUAAGGCAGCUCAGGCGCCUCCCUUAGUCGCAGUCGUGAAUAACCAGCUGUACGCGGUCGAGUAUCUAACUAACAUGGUGAAGAGAUACGAUAAGGAGAAGAACGCUUGGAACGUCCUGGGUAGACUUCCGGUGAGAGCAGAUUUGUCCAACGGUUGGGGUCUGGCUUUCAAGGCUUGUGGCGAGCAGCUGCUGGUUGUGGGCGGGCAGAGGGGACCCGAAGGCGAAGGUAUUGUUCUCAACUCAUGGCGUCCUGAGUCUGGGGUGAAUAAUGGUACCUUGGAUUGGAAGGUAAUUGGUGUGAAGGAGAAUGUUGGGGUGUUUGUUUACAACUGUGCUGUUGUUGGGUGUUGA
Molecule: messenger RNA, 1139 nt
Organism: Linum tenue
Lineage: Eukaryota; Viridiplantae; Streptophyta; Magnoliopsida; Malpighiales; Linaceae
Source: the annotation of a GenBank genome assembly